AUGGAGGAUCACCGCCGUCCCCGGCGGUCCCUUCAGCUUGACCAACUCGAGCGUCCGUCUCACAACCCGAGCCUCGCUACCAAGACUACUACUAAGAGUUCUCUUGGUGCUGCUACUGCUACUGCCGCUGCCACAACCGGUCUUCAACGGCCGCAAACGGCGGCCGGCAUCAUGAACGACCCGUUUCCGCCUGAAGCGGCGUACUUUUCAACAAGGGACCGCGGCGCCACGGAUUACAUGAACGUCGACGAGCCUGCGCGGUUCGGCGCAACGGCUAAUACUCCCGCCAACUUCGGCGCAGCUUCCCCUUGGAUUUUUGGCGCUGCUAUUCCCGCAGCUGCGAGAGCUGAUACGAAGGCGCGGACGCCGCCGGCGCCGGGCGCGGGGGUCGCGGCCAGCCGGCGGCUCCGCGCAAACAGCGCGACGCUUCCAGCGGCGUUUGGAGGGGAGCAGGAGGCUGCGGAGUGGGUGGAUUGGUCGAACGUGGAUUGCGCGUUCCAACCCGACGGGCUCAUGCAGGCGCGCGCCGCCAUGAUCGAGCAGUGCCGGCAGAACUCGCGGCGCGCGCCUCUGGGCGCUUCGGUUCCGAUGAUGGCGGAUUAA
Closterium sp. Naga37s-1 is the source of this 603-nucleotide messenger RNA. Lineage: Eukaryota; Viridiplantae; Streptophyta; Zygnematophyceae; Desmidiales; Closteriaceae. The record is from the annotation of a GenBank genome assembly.